Biomphalaria glabrata is the source of this 1397-nucleotide messenger RNA. RefSeq lists its product as uncharacterized. Gene Ontology annotation, cellular component: extracellular region. Bases 111 to 545 code for a protein of 144 amino acids. Gene Ontology annotation, molecular function: chitin binding. Lineage: Eukaryota; Metazoa; Mollusca; Gastropoda; Planorbidae. The transcript has 4 exons. The record is from RefSeq and is a predicted model, not a curated record.
ACAGAAAUCAAUAUAAAGCAGCAACAAAUUAUGCAUGAAACAAUAAGACCUCCCUUUAGUGUAAAAAUUGCAUCUAAUUAAGAAAUUAUCCGAGGAUUCUCUGAAGUAAAAUGCUGCCUUUAGUACUCUUCACAUUCUCUGCUAUUUUCUUCACUAAUUCAGUUAUCGCGCAAUGGAAUCCUUGUAAUGGCAGACCGGAAGGCGCUUUGGCAGAGAUAGCAUGCUGGGGCUACAAGCGAUGUGAGAACGGUAUUGCCAGGGUGUAUAACUGUCCCAAAGAUACGGUCCUGGAAAGAGACUCCUUGAAAUGUGUCAAAAUUGGUACAGGUAACACAGCUUGCGGCAAAGUAAAGGACUGUACCGGCCUGGCUGAUGGCAACUAUCCAGACCUUGAUGUAGGAUGUAUCUCGUUCUACGCCUGCUCUGGCGGGACCUUUAUGGGCAGACAUUAUUGUGACGCAAAUCUGGUGUACGAUCGUCGCCUUGUGGCCUGCAACUACAAACAGAACGUUCCAGCGCCAUGUGGCACCUCCAUUAGAGGCUAGGAUGUCUAAGCCUACUGAACAAAUUUAUAUUUAAGCUUUGUUUGAUUUGCUAUUGAACAAGAAUUCAGAUUGUAAUGAUGAAUGUACAUGUUUCUACUACAUUUAUAAAAAAAAACAACCUUGAUCUCAAGUUCCUUUGGUUAUGCAUGUGUCUAACAAUAGAAUAAUGGGAGAUAAAUGUAUCAAAAUGGCGGAGAAUACUUUUAGUUAACUCUUUCAUUCAGUAAUUAUUUUCCACGUUCCGAUGGAAUUAUUCAUUUUGUUCAUUUGUGUUUCACUACCUUGUUAUGAUUAAACUUCAAAUUUUUUUUUAAUGUUAUCAAGAAAUGUUAUAUUAGGUAUAGAAUUAUAGAAGAAUGCAUACCCUUUUUACAUAACAAAUUAAAGUUUAUAAAACCACAUUAAACGUAGCGGGGUAGAUCCCAUCAAUAGAUUACCAAUUAGAAGAGAAAGAGUUAUAUACUUUAUAAUUUUGUUGUUCUAUAUUUAGUUAAAAAAAUGUUUUUAUAAGCGACAACAUACUUCCAAAACACAUUGAAACAAUUUACUUGUAAUUAUUUGUCAUUAUUAUAGAUGUUUUUAUCAUAAUGCUUUGAUCAAUGUAUCUAUUUUUGUGGGUAUCUAAUUUAGACAAACCAAAAACAAACCAAAAAAAAAAGGUAGUUUUUUAUUGACAGGUGUAAAUAACCGCUGAUGUAAUGAGAGUGGCCACAAGUUGAUGAUAGAUCAAUAUAAAUCCAACAUUAGUAUGGAGCAGAAUGCUGACAGAGUAAUUCAAUUUGAUAAUAAUGUAAUUUCAUUGAUUGUAGCAAUGCUUUAAAAUCCAAUUAAAUAUAAAUAUAUUUUUAAAAA